Molecule: messenger RNA, 2286 nt
Organism: Suillus plorans
Lineage: Eukaryota; Fungi; Basidiomycota; Agaricomycetes; Boletales; Suillaceae
Exons: 5
Coding region: 1-2286 (761 amino acids)
Biological process (GO): proteolysis
Molecular function (GO): nucleic acid binding; cysteine-type peptidase activity
Source: RefSeq, a predicted model, not a curated record
AUGCCAGACUUGCGAGGAUUCGCACUACUUCUGUGUUGGCUUGAAGUCUGCCAUUUGGGUGGGCAAUACUCAGCUCAAUUCUGGCUCAUUUAUAGCAAUCCAGCUUCAGAUGUGCCCACAAUCUCACACGAUGUUGAUAUUCCUAGUGUCAUUUCUGCAGAACAGAAGGAUCGCCUCCUCAAAUUACCUCCCCAUUACACAUAUUUCAUUCCUCUCUCGAGCCUCCCUGUCUCUGUUCUUGUCAACUCCACACCAACUCUUCCUGAUUUUGAUCCUGCACUCACCAAACUCAAUACCUGCAAGUUUUUCUCCUCCGUCAAAUGCAAUACCUCCGAUUUCGCUAGCAGCUUCUUCCAACACUCCAUCCCACCUCUCCAUUUGUCAUCUCGACUUCUGGACACAUUCAACCAGGCUGUACAUGACGGAGCAAAGUCUGUGUGCGACCCACAUUUUCCAGGCAAUUUGCCAUGCUGGGUCCUUACCUAUUGGUAUGAUGUAGGCCAUGCAGUUGCCUCAAAGCAAACAUGGUCUCUCGCAUGUAAUUGGUUGGCACGCUGUGGCCUUGGUAGUCCUGAUAUUGAGCUUGCUGCUGCAAUUGAUGAAAUAUCUUGCACAUUGCAGACUCUUGGAUGGGACACAGCAUUGCGAGGUCCUGGAGCAUUCCUUCAGACAUUGGAUCUUGCUGAAUUCCUUGACUCGACACCAAUGAAAGGCCGCUUUGUUGAUGCCAUGGUCAAUGAGAUCUCACAUCGCAUUCAGUCCAACACUCAUCUCUGCAAGACAACAGUUGUUGAAGAGUUGAUGGGCUUCACGAGGAUCCGUGAACUUGGUGAUUUGUUAUGUGAUGGAAAGCUCAUGUCUGUUAUAUUUCCCAUCAAUAUCAAUGACGUACACUGGACAGUUUUUUUGGUGGAUGCAAAAAACAGAGAAAUAUGUUAUGGUGAUUCUUUGGGUUGGACAUGGCCGAGAGAUGAUGUUGAUUUAAUUCAAAAGUGGCUGCAUGAGCAUGGCUUUACAUCAUUUUCGAAAGGUGUGGAACUUCCUCAUGGCCACCAAGAAGAUGCAUACUUGUGUGCAAUUGCCAUGAUAAAUAUCAUACAUCACCAGCUCUUUGACACCCCUCUGUUUAUGGAUGAUAAAAAGGACCUGCUUCACAUGCAGGAGCUCAUAUUCCUCCUCCAUGGUCACUUUUCCAAGGACGAUGAGGACAAUGAUGUAUAUAUGUCAGACUACUCUCCUUCAUCACCCUGUUUGUCUCACACAACUUCCUACUCACACUCUCCAUCCCUGACACCUUCUUUGCCCCCUCUGCAGUCUCAGGCCACAGCUCUCAAGUCUCUCAAGUCGUGUCCAAAAAUCACACUUAAUUAUCGUGUCUCACCUUCUGAGCCCAAGACGGGACUCCUCAAGCACUUCGGCAUCGUCUCACAUGAGGAUUAUCUUGCCGAUAUCCAUCAGUGUGACCUCAAGCACAAAGACAAGCAACACGACAUCAAAUUUUCGAGAGCACUUAAGGAUGCUGAGCAUAAACACCAGAAGCGUAUAAAUGACAGGGACCGCCAGCAUGCACACCGAGCUCGUGCAAAAGAGUUGAAACAGUCAGCCUCUGAAAACAACACCCAAGUUCACUCCAAGUCAGAUCCUGAUACAUCCGCUCUCCAAUCAAAGUUUCUCGUCAAUAUCGACCAAACCAACAUUGUGUACCAGCCUGCAGGUGGCAGUACAUACAAGCUGAUCGGCUCGAAACAAGUUGCUAUUGUUGGUCAGGAAGAGAAAUGUGUCUGUACUCUUCUCACUGGGAUAUCUGCAGGCGGUGAUCUUCUCCCCUUCCAUAUUGUUUACGAUGGCAAAUCAAAAUGGUCUCUUCCAUCAUCCAAUGCACCAUCUUACGAUGAAGCACUCGACAUGAACUUUCAAUUCGUAUUCUCAAAUACAGACACAUACUGGGCCACAUUCCAGACCAUGUGUACCUACGUUAUUGGGAUCCUAGUAUCAUUCUGGAUGGAGAAGAAACAGCAGCGAGGUGUCUCGCUUGAUCAACCAUGUAUCCUGCAGCUCGAUUGCUGGGUUGUUCAUUGCUCUAUUGCAUUUCGCACCUGGCUGGAUGCCAACUACAAUUGGAUCCAUUGCCAUUUUGUUCCUGCAGGCACAACUGGUGUUGCACAGCCCUGUGAUGUUGGCAUUCAACACCCACUCAAGCUGGCUAUCAAGGAGCUGCAGCACAGUGACAUUGUUUCAGAAACAGUAUCUCAACUUGCAGCUGGAAAGAUCCCAGGCGACAUUUGA